CUUCUUCUUGCCCCGCGACGACAAUUUCAACCUUCCUCGAUCUUCUCAACCCUUCCUCGAGUUCCUCAACCUCAUCGUACACUCUUCCCGACGCACCAACAAGCCGAGUCCAUCAUGAGACCCUCCCCGUGCCUCUACAAUUCUGCCGCUGCCCUUCGGAGGGUCUUCCUCGAAAGCGCCUCCGCUUCAGCACCCCUGCUGCUUCAGACGAUUUUACUUCCUCGCCUCUCAGUUGCCGCCGCGACUGCUACCAUCCUCAACCAGACACGAUGCCCAUUCUCGACUCAAGGAGCGCUCCAGGUGAAAUGGGGAAAACGAAAACCCGGUCAAGACGAGAAGAAGGACGCCGGCCUGCCCCGCGACCUGGCGAUUAAAGAACCCUGGGUAUACCUGCGCGGCCUCGACGGCAGGCUCACGGAGAAGCAACGGCCAGCGGACAUUAUCAACCGGCUGGAUCGCAUCCGAUACAGCUUGGCGAUGGUAUGGGCGCCGCCUAAGCCCACGCCCGGCGAGCCCGAGCCUGAGAAAGACGAAAACCUGCCCGACUGGCCCGUGUGCGUCAUCGUCGACCGCCGCGCCGAGGCCGCUGCUCUGCAGGCCAAGGCCAAGGAGGAACGCAGAAAGCAAGUGAGCAAGAAGGAGCUGGAGAUCAACUGGGCAAUUGCGGCGCACGACUUGGGAUUCCGCACACGGCAGCUCCAGAAUUUCUUGCGGAAGGGUCACAGGGUGGAAAUCAUGCUGCUGCAAAAGAAGGAUAAGAAGCAGAAGAAGACGGCGACGCAGGAGGAGUGCCAGGAAGUGGUGCGCAUGAUUAGAGAGGCGGUUGCCGAGGUACCCAAGGUUCAGGAGGUGAAGCCGAUGGAUGGACAGGUUGGGAAGGUGGUGAGGAUGGUUUUCCAAGGCCCUACGCCUAAGAAGAACAAGGAGGAUGCAGCGGCUGAGGAGGAGGAGAAGGAUGAGAAGGACGAAUAAGCGCCGUUGGAGAUGGCUAGCUUGUCGGAAUACGAGGUUAUAUGUUGGUUUGCUUGGGUUGUUAUAGAGGUCGUGCAAAGUGGGAGUAUGGCGCUUUCAGCGUGCAGCUCUCAGUGCUAUGUAAAUAUGUACAAGUAUGGACCGGAUCGAUGUGUUACAAUGCUAGAUGGAGAACGGAACUCAGGUCCGACGUCUGCGUAUUAAUUAAAAGAUAACAAACAGUUUACCGAUC
Messenger RNA from Neurospora crassa OR74A, 1204 nucleotides. RefSeq lists its product as hypothetical. Gene Ontology annotation, cellular component: mitochondrion. The transcript has a single exon. Gene Ontology annotation, molecular function: translation initiation factor activity; ribosome binding. Lineage: Eukaryota; Fungi; Ascomycota; Sordariomycetes; Sordariales; Sordariaceae. The record is from RefSeq and is a predicted model, not a curated record. The coding region runs from base 115 to 972 and encodes 285 amino acids. Gene Ontology annotation, biological process: ribosome disassembly; mitochondrial translational initiation.